Messenger RNA from Angiostrongylus costaricensis, 2208 nucleotides. NCBI's taxonomy places the organism in Eukaryota, Metazoa, Nematoda, Chromadorea, Rhabditida, Metastrongylidae. The record is from the annotation of a GenBank genome assembly.
AUGCGGUUUGUGUAUCGUGGUCGAAUUGCCGUCUUCUCCGUGUCUGUUCUCCGAGACGAACGAAUAGUUAUAGUAGCCGAGCAGAAACCUGGAGCCACUGAAGAAGAUGCUUUUACGUGGAUGUCACGUGUUUUACAAGCAGUCGAUGCUAUUCACCAAGUUGGUGUCUACUGUUUAGCUCUAGUUCCGGCUAAUCAGCUACCUAAGACACCACUUGGUGGAAUACACGUUUCCGAGACGAGGCAGUGUUUCCAAGCUGGCGAAUUACAUCCGUCAACGCUGUUAAUGUGCCCACAUAGUUGUGUGAUAAAUUUGCCGAAACCACGAGAAGUACAGUCGGACAUCGGACCAGCUUCUAUGCUUCUCGGCAAUAUUGUCCAGGGUGUUAGAAUCGCUGGAGCUCAAGGGCGAUGUUUAGGCGCGGAAGAUGACAUGAAUCUAUUGGAAAUCCUUCGUUCGCGAUCUUCAUCAUCUCCAGAUCAUAGAUUGUUUACACUUGUCACAGCAAGGAAUGCGGAACAAGACUCAGCAACAUGUGCUAGUUUGUUGAAGAGAGCCGAAAGGAUAGCUGCUUUUCUUGUUGAACGAAAUCGUUUAAACGUUGGUGAUCAUGUAGCGUUGAUUUUCCCACCGGGCAUAGACCUUAUUGCCGCCUUCUACGGAUGCCUUGUUGCUGGUGUCGUUCCUGUGUCCGUUCGUGCACCAUCAGCAGCAUCUCUGCGGUCGGAACUUGCAUCGAUUCGAAUGAUUGUAGAUGUCAGUAGAGCAGUAGCAAUCAUAUCGAAUACUGCUGUCUGUAAGCUGUUGAAGAGUAAAGAGGCUGCUCAUCGGGUAGACUCCAAAGCCUGGCCGAUGAUCCUUGAUAUCGAAGAUUCUCCGACUUCUUGGAAGAGAAAAACCAGCUCGGAUUACUCGGACCCGUUGCCAACUGAUGCAUGUUAUCUGGACUUUUCUGUGAGCACAACUGGUCAACUAGUAGGUGUAAUUGUUAGUGUGGGAGGAGCCUUAAGUAUGUGCAGAAGCUUAAAGGUCGCUUGUGAACUUUAUCCUUCACGUCAUGUAGCGCUAUGCCUUGACCCAUACUCCGGUCUUGGUUUUGCAUUGUGGUGUCUUUCAAGUAUUUAUUCUGGACACCAUACCAUUUUAAUUCCACCAACCGAGGUGGAAUCUUGUCCAUCACUGUGGUUAACGACUGUUUCUACAUUGAAAGUUCGUGACACUUUUGCAACCUACGGUGUGCUUGGACUGUGUGUACAAGAAUUGGCAUCCCAAGUUUCGGCACUUAAGGAGAAAGGCGUUAAUCUUUCUUGUGUUCGAACUUGCGUCAUAGUAGCUGAAGAGCGACCUCGAGCAACGUUGGUGAACGCAUUCUCCCGUCUGUUUGCGCCUUUAUGGCUAUCACCACGAGCCGUUUCGACCUCGUUUGGAUGUCGUGUGAAUGCUGCUAUUUGCAUGCAGGGUGCAUCAGGACCAGAUCCCUCCAGCGUUUAUGUGGAUGCAAGAGCAUUACGAAACGACCGAGUUACUCUUGUUGGAAAAGGCGCACCGCAUAGUUUGCUGUUAAUGGAGAGUGGAAAGCUGCUUCCUGGAGUGAAGGUGGUGAUCGCUAAUCCAGAAACACGUGGCCAGUGUGCUGAUUCGCAUCUAGGUGAAAUAUGGGUGUCGGCCCCUCACAAUGCCUUAGGGUAUUUCACGGUGUACGGUGAAGAGACUAAUCUUCAAACUGAUCAUUUCAAUGCUCGUCUAGCCUUCGGUGACACUAUGACGAAGUUCGCACGUACUGGUUAUCUAGGUUUUCUUCGCCAAACCCAAUCAAUCACGGAAGACGGUGAGCUGCAUGAUGCAGUCUUCGUCGUAGGAGCACUUGAAGAAACACUUAUGCUGCGAGGAAUGCGCUACCAUCCAGUUGACAUUGAGGCGACCAUAUCGCGUUGUCAUAAGUACUUAGGAGAUUGUGCUGUAUUUACAUGGAGCCAUUUGAUAGUGGUUGUCGCCGAGUGUUCCGGUGCCGAAAGUGACGCACUCGAUCUAGUGCCGGCUGUAACAUCUUCGGUCCUUGAAGAGCACUAUCUAAUCGUUGGCGUCGUAGUAAUUGUCGAUCCGAACACCAUACCAAUGAACACGAGGGGUGAAAAACAACGACAUCUGCUACGAGAGAAUUUCCUUCAUGAUCAGUUGGAUCCUAUUUACGUUGCUUACAAUAUGUGA